Molecule: messenger RNA, 452 nt
Organism: Oreochromis niloticus (Nile tilapia)
Lineage: Eukaryota; Metazoa; Chordata; Actinopteri; Cichliformes; Cichlidae
Product: acyl-coenzyme A amino acid N-acyltransferase 2-like
Exons: 5
Coding region: 39-452 (137 amino acids)
Biological process (GO): fatty acid metabolic process; acyl-CoA metabolic process
Molecular function (GO): fatty acyl-CoA hydrolase activity
Source: RefSeq, a predicted model, not a curated record
UAGGAAGCCCGCUGUUGGACGAAGAUGGCAAGAGCAAAAUGUUUGAGAGCGACCAGAAACAUUGGGAGUUCGAUGAUCGAGGCUAUGUGAGUUUCAGAAAUGUCUCUCUGCCGGAUAAUCUGCCCCCUGAGAGCAAACGGAAGGUAGAGAACAUCACCUGUCCUCUCAUGUACAUAGUGGGUGAAGAUGAUCUGUGUACUGCAAGCACAGAGAAUGCAGAUGUGAUUGAGGAGGCCCUGAGGUCUGCAGGUAAAUCUCAUCAGUUUACCCGUUUGUCAUAUCCCGGCGCCGGUCACCUGAUCGAGCCACCCUACACACCGUGUUCAAGAGCGUCUCUAUGGAAAACCAAACCAGAGAAAUUAUUCACUCUGUGGGAGGUCACCCCGCACCCCACGCUGCUGCUCAAGAAGAUGCCUGGAAGAGGAUCCUGGAGUUUAUGGAAACCCAUCUGA